This is a messenger RNA of Lactuca sativa (garden lettuce), 4510 nucleotides long. RefSeq names its product putative disease resistance RPP13-like protein 1. Gene Ontology annotation, molecular function: ADP binding. The record is from RefSeq and is a predicted model, not a curated record. NCBI's taxonomy places the organism in Eukaryota, Viridiplantae, Streptophyta, Magnoliopsida, Asterales, Asteraceae.
AAUAAUCCUAAAGUAAAGCUAGACCACCGAAGAACAGCAAAGUUGAAAAUCGCACAAAACUCAGUCUACCUUUUUGUUUCUUUAUCCCCUAAUUUUCGUAUUUGGGAAUUAAAGUCAUCAACGAAGAAACAAUCUUUCCUUCCUCAAUUUCCAAUGGCUGAAAUCGUUGUUAGCGCCGUAAUUACUGUUUUAUGUGAGAAGCUAAUCUCUGGUGACUUGAUGAAGCUGGCUCGAUCGAAGGAAUCGAUUCUCAGCUGAAUAAAUGGAAGAAAACCUUGCAGCUGAUCCAAGCCGUGCUCGCUGAUGCAGGCCGGAAGCAGAUAACAGAGAGGUCUGUUCAAUUAUGGCUAAACGAUCUCCAAGAUUUGGCAUACGACAUAGACGAUGUACUCGAUGACAUGGCCACCGAAGUUAUCCGCCGGAAGUUGAAUCAAGAAUCCCAUGCCAGCACUAGCAUAAGUAAGGUAUCGAAGUCAUCCCAAGUUGUUGUACUAAUCUCACUCCGCGUAACAUUAUGUAUGGUCGCCAGAUGAGUAAUAAGCUAGAUGAGAUUACCACGAAAUUGCAUGAUCUUGUUGACCAGAAAAAUGAUCUGGGUCUGAUGUGAAUGUUGAAAGGUCAAAUAAAACAGAGAGACGAUUAGAGCAAACUUCACUGGUUGACGAGUCCAAGAUCAUGGGUAGGGAAGAUGAUAAAGUCGCAUUGCUCGAGAAGUUGUGGAACGAAUCAUCCGAUCAAAAUGUGAGCGUGGUUUCCAUUGUUGGUAUGGGUGGGAUAGGCAAAACUACUCUUGCCAAAGUUUUGUACAAUGAGGAGAUGAAGGAUCACUUUGAACUCAGGGCAUGGGUUUGUGUUUCAGAAGAGUUGGAUGUCUUUAAUAUUAGUUAUGCUAUUUUUUCAAGCUGUUUGUGGGGAGGAAGACGAUUUUCUAAUCUUGAUCUGCUUCAUGUGGCCCUGAAAGAAAACCUUGUAAAUAAAAGGUUCUUACUUGUUCUAGAUGAUGUGUGGAAUGAAGAUCAAAGUAAGUGGGAACUCCUCCAGAGUCCUCUUGUAGGGGCAACUGGAAGUAAAAUAUUGGUGACAACAAGGAAUACGAGGGUUGCAUCAGUGAUGGACUCUGAUGAAGCUUACCAUCUUGAGGUUUUAUCAGAUAAAGAUGCUUUGUCUUUAUUCGCUCAACAUGCGCUUGGUGAAAAAAGCUUUGAGAAACAUCCAACACUCAAAUCGCAUGGAGAAGGUAUCGUGAAGAAAUGUGGUAGAUUGCCUUUGGCUUUGAAAACGCUUGGAAAGGUGUUGAAGUCGAAUAGAAAUGAUGAUGAAUGGGAGAGGUUGUUGAAUAGUGAGAUAUGGGACAUACAUGAUGGAAGUGAGAUUCUUCCGGCUCUAAGACUAAGCUACUAUCAUCUCCCUCCACAUUUGAAGUUGUUGUUUGCAUACUGCUCUUUGUUUCCUAAAGACAUCGUAUUCGACAAGAAAGAACUUGUCCUAUUGUGGAUGGCAGAAGGAUUUUUGUCACAAGAAAAUGGUAACAAGUCAAUGGAGAGUUCCGGAUAUCGAUAUUUUGAAGAGCUAAAGUCGAGGUCAUUUUUUCAACAUUCAACGAAUGGCGAAUUAGGAUAUAUGAUGCAUGACCUGAUAAAUGACUUAGCCACAAGUGUUGUGGGAGAGUUUUUCUUUAGACUGGAUGAAGAGAUGGAUGCAUCCGAAAGGAACCAAACUUUUGAGAAAUUUCGUCACUUUUCAUUUAUAGGUCCACGAUGGGCAGCGUAUAAAAAGUUAAACAAAUUACAAAGAGCUAGACGUUUGCGAACUUUCUUACAUAUACAGGUUGGUUGGGGUAGUCAUGGAUUAUUGGAUAAGGAUCUUGCUGAUUUACUUCCUCUUUUAAAGUUCCUAAGGGUGCUAAGCCUAACAAACCGGAUAAUCACAGGGGUACCACAAUCUAUUGGUAGUCUCAAGCAUCUACGGUAUCUAAAUUUUUCCAACACUGGAAUCACAAGUUUACCCGAUCAAGUAGGUGACCUUUAUAAUCUACAAAGCUUGUUGCUUCGUAGUUGUUAUGAGUUACGUAGCUUGCCAAAAAGUUUUGUAAAGUUAAUAAACCUUCAACAUCUUGACAUAACUGGUACUCCAAAGUUGAAUAAGAUGCCAUUAGGGAUUGGGGGGUUGACAAGUCUACGUACUCUAAUCAAGGUGAUUAUUGAAGGGCCUAAUGGGUUUGAAAUAUCCGAUCUUAAGGGCCUUUCGGAUCUUGAAGGUCGAUUGUCCAUCAUGGGGCUGGAAAAAGUGAUAAAUCCAAUGGAAGCCAAGGAUGCCAACUUACAUCAAAAGAAGGGUCUUGAUGUUUUGGAAAUGAAAUGGAGUGAUGUGUUUGAUGAUUCUCGAAAUGAAAAGAUUGAAUAUAAGGUACUUGAAGGGUUAAGGCCUCAUCAUAAGUUGAGAAACUUGAAUAUUUGGUUCUACAUGGGAACAAGAUUUCCAAAUUGGGUAGGCGAUCCCUCAUUUGAUCAGUUAACGGAGCUUACAUUACGUGGUUGUAGAAGUAGACAUUUACCAACACUUGGACAUCUACGCUCACUUAGGAAAUUGUUUGUUGAAAGGAUGAAUGAGGUGAAGACACUUGGUCUUGAGUUACUUGCACCUAGUAAUUCUUUCAUUGGCAUUGCAUUUCCUUCACUUGAAGUUUUGAAAUUUGAUAAUAUGCAAGGUUGGGAGAGAUGGUCAACUAGUGGUGGCAACAAUACUAUAACUACUACAUCGUUUCCUUGUCUUCAUGAGAUUUCUAUUAAACGUUGUCCAAAACUUGCUCAAGUUUCGGUUGGAUUGAUACCAUCGCUUUCGGUUUUACAUAUUGAAGAAUGUUCCGAAGUGGUGUUGAAAAGCAUGGUUAGUGUAUCUUCAUCACUCGUUGCAUUGAAAUUGUUGUGUAUUAAAGGAUUUACUCAAUUACAUGGAGAAGAUUUAGUACAUCUUGGGGCUGUUAAAGAUUUAUAUAUUGAUAAUUGUGAUGAACUAAAACACUUGUGGGAACCAACAUUGGAGGCAUCCAAGAUUCUUGGGAGUUUACAAAAGUUGGAGGUAAGUUAUUGUGAAAAAUUGGUAUCAUUAGAAGAGAAAGAAGACAAAGAAGUUAACUUGGGGAUUAACAUGGAAUGUGUUAAAGAAGUGAUACUCCGUAGUUGUGACACAAUGGAGAGUUACAAGUGUCAAAAUAGUGUAGAGAGAUUGGUGAUUGAUAGUUGUCGUUCAAUGACUUCAUUGACCUUCUCAACAAUACACAAACUCUCAUCCUCUCUCACGGAAUCACUAAUCAGUGAUUCAGAUAACAUAGAACCAAUUCCAAAGAAUAAUUUUGAUUUCCUUCCCAUCUUUUGCCUUACAUCUCUUCACAUUGUUAAUUGCAAGAAUCUCAAGUCCUUUCCUCACGAACAUUUUCAAAGUCUCACGUCAUUGGAACAACUGUUGAUACAUGAUUGUCCAAGUAUGGACUACUCCUUUCCUUCUGGGUUGUGGCCUCCUAAUUUACGUACACUACAUAUCGGAUGUUUAAAGAAGCCCAUGUCAGAGUGGGGCCCACAGAAUUUUCCACCAUCACUUGUUACGCUCCACUUAUAUGGCAAAAAUUCAGGGGUGGUUUCGUUUCAAGUGGCAGAAGCAGAAGAUAUGAAGAAUACCACUUCAGCAUCUUUUCUUCUUCCACGAUCUCUAGUUUCUCUAGCGCUCAUUGGUUUUAUGGAAGUGAAAUCACUUUCAGAGGUCUUGCAACACCUCACGUGCCUUAAACGUCUUGAUAUUUGGGAAUGCCCGAAGCUUAGAGGUGUACAUGACACAACUUCCAAACCAUCUUCUUUAACGAUAAGGGCGUGGUAGUAGAAAAAGGUUUCAAGGAUAUUUUGGGAAAACAAUUGUGGGUUGUUGGAUAAAGUGUUGGAUUCAGGUACCGAAAUCAAACUCAUAAUUUUCUCUCUGUCUCCAAUUUAGCAUUAAUCUUUGGGGCCGGCCUUUGAUAAACCCCAAUUCCGACCAUUGCUCCGAUGAUGUUUUUGUGUUGUUUGUUUAGGUUAAAGUAAAUGUAUCACGAAGUGUACGAGUAUAUGGAAAUCGAGGAGGGAGUUGUUGACGGGUUAGUGAGAGAAAGGAGGGGGUUGGCGGCAAGAGUGAUGCAAAGGCGGGGACAUUGGAAUCGCACGAUGGGGAUGGGGGUUGUAUAGGGCCAAAUCAUAUUAAAUAAAACAUAUAAAUAAAAAUACCUAGAAAAACUUAAUGGGGAAUAUGGUCGGUUCAAUUUUAACGGGACCAAGUCCACAAUAAAAGUUAUAGCCCAAAAGGACCAAACUUGCAAUUUUGAACUCAUUGUACUGUUUAGCCAAUGAUAUGUGUGUCAAGUACAAUUCGGGUUUUUGUGUUAAGUUGUGUGUGCAAUUAUUCAUUAGUAUUUAUAUUCUUUGACUUCCUGUAACCUAAAGUAUCAGACAUUCAUUCAAAAGUAAGCAAUGAAUUCUCUCUUCCA